AACCGGAAGUAUGAUUGAUGUUGCUGCUGGCGGCGGAACACUAUUUUAUUUAAUAAGAUUAGCUGCUGUUUGUGAGAAACGUACAGUCGUGCACUGUUUCUCUUUUGCUGUGGAAAAAUUUGUACUGACACGUAGAGGAGGAUGUCUGUGACUGUGAAGAAUCCAUUUCAACAUAUAGUCGAGUCUCUGGACCCCAAGAACCCAAAGCAGCAGUUUUUCAAUCUUUCCAAACUUGGUGACCCCAGAUAUGACCAUCUGCCGUUCUCCAUCCGGGUCCUCCUGGAGUCUGCUGUCAGGAACUGUGAUGAGUUUCUGGUGAAGCGCUCAGAUGUAGAAAAUAUCCUCAACUGGAAGCAGACCCAGAGUCAAACUGUGGAGGUACCGUUUAGACCAGCCCGUGUCAUCCUUCAGGACUUCACUGGUGUCCCUGCUGUGGUUGACUUCGCUGCCAUGCGUGAUGCAGUGAUGAAACUAGGCGGUGACCCAGAGAAGAUAAAUCCAGUUUGUCCUGCUGACCUUGUCAUCGAUCAUUCCAUUCAAGUGGAUUUCAACAGGAAGUCUGAUAGCCUUCAGAAAAACCAGGAUUUGGAGUUUGACCGCAACAAAGAGAGAUUUCAGUUCUUGAAAUGGGGUUCUAAAGCCUUCAAGAACAUGCGAAUCAUUCCUCCUGGUUCAGGAAUUGUUCACCAAGUCAACCUGGAGUACCUGGCCCAAGUGGUGUUUAACCACGAUGGGUUCUUCUACCCCGACAGCCUGGUGGGCACCGACUCCCACACCACCAUGAUCGAUGGCCUGGGUGUCCUUGGCUGGGGUGUGGGUGGAAUUGAAGCUGAGGCUGUGAUGCUGGGCCAGCCGAUAAGCAUGGUGCUGCCUGAGGUGGUGGGAUACAAGCUGAGCGGGACCCCAGAGAAGCUCAUUACCUCCACUGACAUUGUCCUAACUGUCACUAAGCACCUCCGCCAGGUGGGGGUGGUGGGGAAAUUUGUGGAGUUUUUUGGCCCAGGGGUGGCUCAGCUAUCCAUCGCUGACCGAGCCACCAUCGCAAACAUGUGUCCAGAGUAUGGAGCCACAGCAGCUUUCUUCCCUGUGGACGACAUCAGCAUUCAAUAUCUUGAGCAAACCGGACGAGAAGCAGAAAAGCUGGCCUACAUUAAAAAGUACCUGAAGGCUGUGGCCAUGUUCAGAGACUACACUGAUGUCUCUCAGGAUCCAAACUUUACUCAGGUUGUGGAGCUGGAUCUGAGUUCAGUGGUUCCAUGCUGCAGUGGUCCCAAAAGACCCCAUGACAAGAUUCCUGUUUCUGACAUGAAAAAGGAUUUUGAAACCUGCCUGGGAGCAAAGCAAGGUUUCAAGGGUUUCCAAGUGGCCCCUGAGCAUCACAGCACUACAGUCCCCUUCCAGUUCAAUGGAAAGGACUAUAUAUUAAACCACGGCUCCGUGGUCAUUGCUGCUAUCACGAGCUGCACCAACACCAGCAACCCAUCUGUCAUGCUUGGAGCCGGACUCCUGGCUAAAAAGGCAAGAGAGUGUGGCUUGAGUGUGAAGCCGUACAUAAAGACCAGCCUGUCACCUGGCAGUGGAGUGGUCACCUACUACCUGAAGGAGAGUGGUGUUAUGGACUACCUCUCUCAGCUGGGCUUUGAGGUUGUUGGCUAUGGUUGCAUGACGUGUAUUGGCAACAGUGGGCCGCUCCCUGAGCCGGUGGUGGAGGCCAUAACCCAGGGAGACCUGGUUACCGCAGGUGUCCUGUCAGGGAACAGAAACUUUGAAGGGCGAGUCCACCCCAACACCAGAGCUAACUACCUGGCUUCUCCACCGCUGGUCAUCGCGUACGCUAUAGCAGGCACAGUGAGGAUCGACUUUGAGAAAGAACCCAUUGCCAUUAACUCUGAAGGCAAAGAGAUUUUCCUAAGGGACAUCUGGCCCACACGAGAGGAGAUCCAGGCUGUGGAGAGAAUGUUUGUCAUUCCCUCAAUGUUCAAAGAAGUUUAUGAGAAGAUUGAGAAAGUGAAUGAACGCUGGAACACUCUGGUUGCUCCCUCUGACAAGCUGUAUACCUGGGACCCCAAGUCAACCUACAUCAAGUCACCGCCGUUCUUCAAUGGCUUGACCAUGAAGCUGCAGCCUCCUAAGUCCAUACAUAAUGCCUACGUGCUGCUGAACUUGGGAGACUCAGUCACCACAGACCAUAUUUCUCCUGCAGGGAACAUUGCCAGGAACAGCCCUGCAGCACGCUACCUGACCAACAGAGGUUUGACCACUCGUGACUACAACUCUUAUGGCUCUCGUCGAGGUAAUGAUGCUGUAAUGGCCAGAGGGACGUUUGCCAACAUCCGUCUCUUUAACAAGUUCCUCAACAAGCAGGCACCACAAACCAUUCACCUGCCAACUGGAGAAACGGUGGAUGUGUUUGAUGCUGCAGAGAGGUACCAGCAGUCUGGUGACCCUCUGCUGGUUCUAGCAGGGAAGGAGUACGGCUCAGGGAGCUCCAGAGACUGGGCAGCGAAAGGACCUUUCCUGCUGGGUAUUAAGGCAAUUCUAGCAGAGAGUUAUGAGCGGAUCCACCGCAGUAACCUGGUUGGGAUGGGAGUGAUUCCUCUGGAGUAUCUACCAGGAGACACUGCUGACAGUCUGGGGCUGACCGGCCGAGAACGCUACACCAUCAUCAUCCCCGAGCAGCUCGCACCCAGGAUGAUCAUCAGUGUUAAACUUGACACCGGAAAAACAUUCCAAGUGCGGAUGAGAUUUGACACAGAGGUGGAACUGGCAUAUUUCCGCCACGGAGGCAUCCUCAAUUACAUGAUCCGCAAGAUGUCUGAAAACUAACACACUGAGUACAGCACAGGAAAAGAGAAAUGUUUUAUUUCUCUUUUAAACACAGAAUAAUACCGUCCAGGAGUAAUCGAAUCAUUUUUCAUGUUUGCUGCUCAGAGCCCUUCACAGAGAGCUGAUUUACAGCCAGGAAAAAACAUGUAACAGUGUUCUCAUUUUUGAGAAAGCUACUACUACUACUACUACUACUACUACUACUAGUCACGUAUGAACUGCAUAGCAGACCUGAGGUGAAUAAACUGUACACAAGAUGUCUAUAUUCAAGGAAGAUUAGAAAGGUAGAAUACUGCUUGAGACCUCAACCAGGGCAAGGCAAUGGAUUUUUCCAGUUUAUUACAACUUGGCUCCUUAUUAACAUUUAAUUACUAAAUUCUAGAGCUGGGUUUCAGAGCUGGUAUGCUUUGGUACUACAAUAUCAUUUGGUGAAAGUACCACAAAGAAAUAUUUAAAAAGGUAAUCAAGUCAGGAUCCCCCAGAAGUGGGGGACCUUCGAGUGGGGACCGUUUCUGAAGCAGUCCAGUCUAAAUUUGUGUGUGUGUGUGUGUGUGUGUGUGUG
Monopterus albus (swamp eel) is the source of this 3388-nucleotide messenger RNA. RefSeq names its product aconitase 1, soluble (gene aco1). The record is from RefSeq and is a predicted model, not a curated record. The coding region runs from base 142 to 2826 and encodes 894 amino acids. The transcript is spliced from 21 exons. Lineage: Eukaryota; Metazoa; Chordata; Actinopteri; Synbranchiformes; Synbranchidae.